Messenger RNA from Heterocephalus glaber (naked mole-rat), 2520 nucleotides. RefSeq names its product large ribosomal subunit protein uL16-like. The record is from RefSeq and is a predicted model, not a curated record. Gene Ontology annotation, cellular component: ribosome. NCBI's taxonomy places the organism in Eukaryota, Metazoa, Chordata, Mammalia, Rodentia, Bathyergidae. Gene Ontology annotation, biological process: translation. Gene Ontology annotation, molecular function: structural constituent of ribosome.
UAAAGCCACUUGCGCAGGCGCAGAGUUCUCCUUAGCGUAAGAUUGACAGGUUGUGUCUUCGACUGUGGCCAGACUCUAUGGUUUCUGCAAAGAAUGAUGGGUAACGGAUAUAAAGUGCGGUUUGCGCAGUUACGUCCCUAAAAACCGCACAGCUACGGUUCUUGUGGCUGCGAUGGGUCGCCGUCCUGCUCGCUGUUACCGGUAUUGUAAGAACAAGCCAUAUCCGAAGUCUCGUUUCUGCCGAGGUGUCCCUAAUGCGAAGAUUCACAUCUUUGACCUGGGUCGGAAGAAGGCAAAAGUGGACGAGUUCCCACUGUGUGCCCAAAUGGUGUCGGGUGAAUACGAGCAGCUGUCAUCGGAAGCCCUGGAGGCCGCCCGCAUUUGUGCCAACAAGUACUUGGUGAAAACGUGCGGCAAAGAUGGCUUUCACAUCCGAGUACGGCUCCAUCCCUUCCACAUCAUCCGCAUCAACAAGAUGUUGUCCUGUGCUGGAGCUGACAGGCUGCAGACGGGUAUGCGAGGUGCCUUUGGGAAGCCCCAGGGCAUUGUGGCCAGGGUCCAUAUUGGCCAAGUCAUCAUGUCCAUCCGCACCAAGCCGCUGAACAAGAAGCACGCGAUUGAAGCUUUACGCAGGGCCAAGUUCAAGUUCCCCGGACGCCAGAAAAUCCAUAUCUCCAAGAAGUGGGGCUUUACCAAGUUUAAUGCUGAUGAAUUUGAAGAGAAGAUGGCUGUGAAGCGCCUCCUCCCUGAUGGUUGUGGGGUCAAGUACGUCCCCAGUCGCGGCCGGUUGGACACGUGGCGGGCACUGUGCUCAUGAGGGCUUCCCUGGACCAUGAUCCCCCGGACCAUAAGUCUGACUUAAACUUGCCAAUAAAUUCUGUUCACUGGCAAGAACAACAGCUACAAAAAAUUAUAGAAACAGUUAUCUAGUUUUAGAAUAUAGACUGCUAGAGAAAUAGUGUUUAUGUUAAUAUAGCAUGUUUUAAUGGAAAGUGCUUUCUUGAAGUAAGAGAAAUUUUUAUGCCAUUUAUAGAAAAACUGUUGCUAUUCUGAUCCGAACCUUUUAAAUGCAUGAGAAUAUUUAAAAAUAUGCUAAAAGUUUUGUUUGUAGUAAGGUCAUAAAUUAUAGUAGUAUUUGUAGUAAAGUCAAAGUAUAAUAGCUAUCAUUUUGGAUUAAAACAGCUAGAGAAAACAAAAUUUGUGUGAAAAAAAUUCUUAUUGUACACAGAAGGCUAAAGAGUAGGGAUGAAAAUAGUGGUUGGCAUUAGUGGUAAUUCAGCUACAACCUCGGAAGCUAAUUAAUCUUAUUUCUAAAUUUGAUUGUUUAUGUUUUCCUAUAAACUUCUGUAUAUUAGUUUUAGAAUUACCUAUCACCUCUGAUUAUCAGCCUUUGGACAGUUGAGUAUGCUGAAAAAGGCUUUUCUAGACAAGCCUUACAUUAUCUUAUACUCAAGAGACAACAGUCCAAUCUUUUCUUCAUCACUGGAAGGUCAUAGGUGACAGCAGAGUUCAUAUUGCUUGUAUUUGGGGCUCAGUAGAAUCCAUAGAAGAGAGAAAAUGACACUUAAUCAGCUAUCUGUGCUCUAAGAGGACCCUAGUGAGACUUUGAUAUCUGUAGUUGUUUGCCCUACAUUAGAGUUACAUUGAUCACAAAGGUGAUUUUUGUUUUAUUUUAGAAACUACAUAAAUUUCCUGGGUAUUUACUUUUUUUUUUUUUUUUUGCCACUGUUAUUGUUCUUGUUCUUUAAGUGGAUUUACUCUUAUGGGUCUCAAUCUUGAAAAUAGUACAAUUUUCUUCUACUAGCCACAUUUUUAGAGUCAACACAUUUAAUGAAAGCAACAGGGGUACAAAACAUCCUGGAAACACUGUGGUUUAAAUAGUUUCCCUUUACUUAAAUUCCUUUGUCAAUCCUAACAAAUUGCCUUUGGCUUGAUAAUUCUUUUAAGAUCUUCAUGUAAGAUAUUUUGGCUGUAAUUUUUAAGCUAGGUUGUUAUUGUAAGCAAUAAUGUUUGACAUCUCACAAAUAAACUUGAGAAGAUAACAAAUACUAAAUAACUUGAAUAUAUUGCAAGGCGUUUCAGCCUGAGAAGCACCUUCCAUGGUGUGUUUUUCCAAAUUCCUGAAAUUGCCUAGGAAAUUAAGUCAUAUCCAAUUAGCAAAUGAAGGUAGGCCUGAGCCAGAUCUUUUGAGCCCUGUCACAUCUUGCUUCUGACUUACUCUGCUGAAUCCCAAUAAAAAGCCCUCAAAAAUCCAAAAUACAAAAAAAGGCACAACAAAACAAGCGGUUACUUAGUCCAUCCAGCUUUGAAAACAUUUCCCAGCUUCAAUAGUCACUCUUCUGUAUUUUCUCAACCCUUUCAAACAUCUUAACUCUGUAUUUAGUAUGUAUAUAGGGAUAAGCUAUGAAUUUUCUUGCUCUGAAAAAUUGAUUAACUAUGAUGGUAUAUAUAUAUAUAUAUAUGUAUAUAUAUAUAUAUGUAUAUAUAUAUAUAUAUACACACACAUGGGCUAGGGCCAUA